Messenger RNA from Enterospora canceri, 198 nucleotides. NCBI's taxonomy places the organism in Eukaryota, Fungi, Microsporidia, Enterocytozoonidae. The record is from the annotation of a GenBank genome assembly.
AUGGCUAACUAUGAUGAAUUUGGUGACGGUGAAGACCUGGCAGUGGGAGGAAUUGGCUGCCAGACCAUUAUAACAUUUCCAUCACAGACAGGAUCCCUUCCAAGUGUACUAAGAAGAGGAAUUUUGACAACGAUUUUGACUCUAAAGAAUGUACACAAGGUGAAGGAGGUUUCCAUCUAUGGUUAUGAGGAUAUAUGA